Messenger RNA from Pezoporus flaviventris, 579 nucleotides. It is a transcript of the gene LITAFD, whose product is annotated as LITAF domain containing. Bases 139 to 579 code for a protein of 146 amino acids. The record is from RefSeq and is a predicted model, not a curated record. Lineage: Eukaryota; Metazoa; Chordata; Aves; Psittaciformes; Psittacidae. The transcript has 4 exons. Gene Ontology annotation, molecular function: zinc ion binding.
CAGAAUAUGAGAACUUCUGGUUUUCCUCUAAGUAAAAUCUGAGUGUGAGAACUAAGAAUUACAGAAGCAGGCAUUACAGGGCACUGGAAGUCACAGUGGAUUUUAGUUUGCACUGCUUUUGGCAGGUGAACUGCAGAGAUGCCCACUGAGAAGGCACGUGGGGAAAUUCCAAUGAUUAUGUAUGAACCGCGCCAUGAGCCCUAUGCACAAGAACCCUCUGCACCAGAGUACUGCAGUCAAGAAGGGGGUUAUGAAUAUCCUGCUCCCCCACCUUACUCCUAUCGGGAAACAGCCACCAUUGAGCAACCAGUUUACAUGGUGUCUCAGCCUCCAAUUAUCGUAGCAGGAAUCUUCUCAAGCAAACCAACAUCCACAAUAUGCCCUUCUUGCCGCCAGCACAUCACCACACAGGUCACCUACAGACUGGGCAAACUGUCCUACCUUCUGUGCACCAGCUUGUGCAUGGUUGGGUGCUGUUUUGGAUGCUGCUUUGUACCUUUCUUUGUGAGGAUCUUCAAGGACGCAGACCACUACUGCCCAUGCUGCCAUUUUCAUAUUUAUAGAUACAAAAGACUAUAG